CCAGGCCAAUCGCGGCUCGGGACGGGUCCUGACGGACGGUGACACGCCGGCUGUGCGGCCAAUGGCGGUGCCGGGGGAGUGGCUACGCAGCCGGCCCCGGGAGCAGCAGCCCGGCCAUGGCGGUUCGUUCCGCCGCUGCUGCCGGAGCGCCGCUGCCACGGGCGGUUCCUGCGGCUGCAGCGGCUGCGCGGGGCGGGGCGGGGGCCCGGGGGUGCGGCCCCGCCGGCCGGUGCCGGGCGGUCGCCGUGUUGCCCUCGGGCAGCAGGGGGGGUGCGUCCCGUUGAUCCCCCCCGCGCAGUUCCGCGGUUGAGAAUCCUCCUCAGCAACGCGCCGGGACCGCGAUCGCCGCCGGUUCCGUCCCGGAAAGCAAAAGUAACUCCAAACACUGAUGCCGUCCCAGUUCUGGUGCAAGAGGAAGCCAUGGAAACCAUCUUCAUGCGACUCGUUAGCUGACGUCCCUUCCCGGCCGUUUUGCUGCAGGUCACCAGACUAUCGACACCUCUGGAUUGGUCACGGACCUGAUGGGAGCCGUGGGAAAACGGAAAGGGAAGGUUGGAUCCCGUGGGAAAUGGGGACAAGAAUCAAGGACCGCGCUACUGCUGAUCCUCUUCGUCACUCGUUGUGAGGAAGGUGCCUGAGGGAGAAGAGAGAACAGCCACCGAUGUCCCCCAGCGCAAGGUGGACGACGGUUCCUGGGGCAAAGAGGUGAUCCAGGGCAUGUGGAAAGGAAAAGAUCCCGAAAACAUGACAGCCCCAAGAUGCCACAUCCAGUGUGCAGCUUCCCCCGAGCUUCCUCCCAGCUGUGGUCAGCGGCUUCUCCUUCAUUAUCAGCCCUUCCUGCCCCACUGAUUGCCCAGCUCGUGUCAGAUGGCUGGAGAAGGUGGUUCAGAAACACCGGGCAGGACAAGGCCAGCAGGCAGCUCGCUGCUCUCCUGGACAGGCCGCCACGGAGCCCUGAGAAGCCCCUGGGUCGUGUGCCGUGAUGGUCACAGCCUCGUGAUGCUUCUGGGUACCCUUGGCCUCUUGGCCACAAGGACACAUUGGUGACUUGUGGCCAACCUGAUGUCAACCAGAACUCCCAAGUCCUUCUCCACAGAGCUGCUUUCCAGUGGGUCCACCCUCAAACUGUACUGGUACUGGACCCCCGUCUGUCCCAGGAGAUAUUCCAUGCCACUAACAUGCCUCCUUGCACUCGUUGUCUCAACGCCGAUCUCUCCUGGCUUUCCUCCAGCUGCUGCCGUUGGCUGUGUCCUCUGUGGACCCCUUUUACCCCCUGCGCUCUCCACAGACCCCAGUUACCAUUUCUGUUAUGAAGGGGAACAUCUCACUUUUCUGUGCAUGGCCAAGACGAUGAGGAAAAUUGGCAGAUUUUGGUUCUUCAAUCAAACUGGGGAGCAAAUCGACCUGCGAUCACUGUACCCCCUCCUGACUGCCUGGCUGCAGCUCACAGCUACAAAAGUGUCUGCUGGCGAGUGCUCAUACAUGUACUUCAUGGAGGACUCUGGACAGGAAAUCCCUUCCAAGCGGAGCUUUCCUCUCACCGUUGAGGUUCAGGCUGCUCCCGUGGCCCCAACUUUUUCCCUGGAUCCUCAACAGCAGGUUUAUAGAAACAGGAACUCCAUCAAGCUCCUCUGCUCCAUCCCCGUGUCUCUGGAUUAUGUCAGAGAAGUCCCAAACUACACUGACUUUGGACUUGCCGUCUCCAUCCCAGUGUCAAACCUGAAAAACUGCAACUACGAUCUCCGGCUGACGGGAGAUAACUCACGGGCUCUUACAGUUGUGCCUAUUUUGUGUACAAAUCUGCUCGUCCCAUUGGCUCAGAGAGAAGCCACUUGUGUGGACAAGCACAGGCACGUCACAAGAAGAGCCGGAGGCCACGAAUGCAAUUGCAAAGAGCAAGUUUUAUUUUAGUUACCUCUCUACUGGGGGAUCUCCAAAGCCACACCUAAGCUCCCAGGCAGAGGUGACACCAGCGGGGAUGCAGGCGCUGAUAAGUUUAGCCCUGCUGGAAGAUCGUUAGGCCGUCUGCGCUCGCCUGUGUUUAAAGGCUUAGAGCAGAUGCAGCCUCUUGCUGUGCUCUGCUCUUUCUCAAAACAAAGCAGGAAUCUCAGACAUGAUAAGGUACCGUAGGGUUUCCCUCAGGCCUGUGUUAUCUCACACAGAGGUUCUACUUGUCAAGCACACAAGGUCAGUAGAACAAUUAAUGUGAUGUAUGUGCUUUCUUUAUACCCCAGCUGCGGGUCACUCGAGCGUGUUUACCUUUCUCCUCCUCGCCCAAUCUUCUGCAAUUCCCAUGCAUUCCACCCCCUCGCCCAAGGGACCAUCUCUGCUGGGGCCAGAAUGACCAGAGGUGUUCACUUGGGCGUGUAAAGUUCAGAACAGAACAAUUUACAGAGAUACCCAACAAACACAUAUACAUAUAUAAAGAGAGAAAAGGAACAAAUAUAUGUGUGCAAUGAUAGGUUGCAUCUGGCAUCCCGUCUAUCUUCUCAAGGAAUGAGAUGAGUCUUUCGGCCAGGCACUGUCAGUGGAUUGCUUCAUUUGAUGUGUCAGUCCCACAAGUAUUUAGGUGUUAUCUUCCAUUCUGACUAGUUCAUUAGCUGUCUUGAAGCAGCACUUGCCUUAAAAAAUCAGGGCAGCAUCUUCAGCCACUACCUACCCAAGGCUAAAGAACAAUGACAAACAUUAAUGUGAAAAAAACAACCCAAACAAAACCCCUUGGCAUAAUACAUAUCUGUAGCAGAGCUAUUGCGUUACUAAAUGACAGUAAGAGAUCUGCAGCUGUUAGUCUUGUGGAGGUGUGUCCUGCAUAUUAUACUUGUAACAUAGGGUUACAAGCCAUGACGAGAAUCUCUGAUAAGUGAGGAAAACAGGGGCAUCUUCUCCUUCCAGUAAUACAUACGCUGUUGCUCCAGCUCCUUCAGCUAGUAUUACUCCAGGCUUGACAACCUGGUGUGGGGUAAUUACCCACACAGACUGGAAAGCCAUGGCCUGUGCUUUCUCAGAUUGAACUUCAACAUGACGUUGGGUCUGCCACACAAAUAACACCGUUCCAAUGCUGUCUCCUCUAGACAAAGCACAAGUAGUCAUUGAAGAUACCUGAAAUACAAGAACUCGAGAGUCCGAUAUUAGCAAAGGAUGCAACAUAAGAGGAGAAGUCAGAGGACACAACCAUACACCAUUCUCAGGAAUUAUUAUGUGGACUUUCACAUCCAGAUUAAUAGGUCACAGUCCCACUUCGCAAUCCAUCGGGGUGAAUAAUUCCAUUUCCCCUGUAGUUAGUAUUUUGGAAGAAAUGCCAUCUGGAAGGAUUUCAGUCUGCACCAUGUUUUGCACUGGGGGUGUUGCGAUGCGAUCACAGGGUGUUUGAUUAUGGAUAUUCCAACUGUUCAGCAAAAAAACUGCUUUAGUCAGAUGUGGGCUCCAAUGUUGCAAAGUUUUAGUACUGGUUAGUUUCUUCAGUUGUUCCUUCAACAUCCCGUUCAUCCUUUCAAUUAAACCAUUGGCCUGGGGAUGAUAUGCAAUGUGGAACAACCAGUCUACCCCUAACCCUUGAGCCCAGUCUUGUGCAUUACAUCCACUAAAGCAUGUCCCUUGGUCACUCUGUA
Messenger RNA from Columba livia (rock pigeon), 3608 nucleotides. RefSeq lists its product as uncharacterized. The coding region runs from base 1063 to 1911 and encodes 282 amino acids. The transcript has 6 exons. The record is from RefSeq and is a predicted model, not a curated record. Lineage: Eukaryota; Metazoa; Chordata; Aves; Columbiformes; Columbidae.